Daktulosphaira vitifoliae (grape phylloxera) is the source of this 1296-nucleotide messenger RNA. Its product is annotated as general transcription factor II-I repeat domain-containing protein 2-like. Bases 1 to 1296 code for a protein of 431 amino acids. Lineage: Eukaryota; Metazoa; Arthropoda; Insecta; Hemiptera; Phylloxeridae. The record is from RefSeq and is a predicted model, not a curated record. The transcript is spliced from 3 exons.
AUGCUGUCUAAGAAGCGUAAAUAUGAAGAGGAGAAUCGAGUUUUUAAUACAGACUGGGAGGAAGAAUUCGUUUUUGUUGAAAGAAACUGUAAGCCAAUGUGUCUUUUGUGUCAAACCACUUUGUCACAGUUCAAAGCCAGUAAUUUAAAACGCCAUCAUGAUACUAACCACGGUGGUUUCUGUAAAGAUUUUCCUAUUGGUUCUCAGUUAAGGAAAACUAAAUUAAAAUCCUUAAAGGAAAAACUUGAUUGUCAGAGCAGGGUUAUGUCAAUGUUUACAAAAGAAGCAGAUUUGACAACUGAGGCUGGCUUAGUUUUGGCUUUUAAUAUUGCAAAAGCAAAGAAGCCUUACACAGAGGGAGAGUUUAUUAAAAAGAAUAUGUCACAACGAAUUUCUGUUAUUAGUGGCGAUAUUGUUGGCAAUUUACAACAAAAUUUAAGUGAGUGCUCAGCAAUUAGUCUGGCUUUGGACGAAUCUACAGAUGUCAAAGAUAAACCCCAGUUAGCCAUAUUUGUAAGGUACGUGACAAAAGACUUGGAGGUUGAGGAAGAACUGUUAGACCUGGUUACAUUGAAUGUUACUACUCGUGGUUGUGAUAUUAAAGAAGCCCUGGAUGGUGUUUUAUUGAAGAACUCUGUGCCUAAAGGUAGUAUUGUUAGCAUUGCUACCGACGGUGCACCAGCUAUGGCAGGUAAGAAACAAGGGCUUAUUGGGCUUUUAAAUGAGGAUACAUCAUACCCUGAUUUCCUACCUGUACAUUGUAUUAUUCACAGGGAACAUUUAGCUGCAAAGUAUUUUCAAUAUCCCCAGAUUAUGCAGGUAGUUUUAAAAAUUGUUAACUACAUUCGAUCAAGUGCUAAGACACACCGACAGUUCAAAUCCUUCUUAGAGGGCUUGGACAAUGACGAGCUUCCUGAUGAUGUAUCAUGGUACUGUUUAGUUAGAUGGCUAUCAGUAAGCAAUGUUCUUGACCGAUUUUUUCAAUUACUUGAUCCAAUAAAACAGUUUAUGCGAGAAAAAGAAAAAUCUUUCCCAGAACUUGAUGACCCCCAGUGGUUGUUAGAUUUGGCUUUUUUUACAGAUGUGGUUCAGCAUUUACAAACCCUAAACAUAUCACUACAAGGAAGAGAAAAACUUAUUUCUGACUUAGCGCAGAGUGUAUUUGGCUUUCAUAGCAAGUUAAGGCUCUUUCGGAAAGAUCUUGAGACUAAGACAUUUGCUCACUUCAAAUGUUUGAAGAAAAUUAUUGAAAGCAAUCCUGAUGUUCAAAAAUCAAUGGCAGAUUUAAUGAUUUGA